Molecule: messenger RNA, 546 nt
Organism: Meloidogyne enterolobii
Lineage: Eukaryota; Metazoa; Nematoda; Chromadorea; Rhabditida; Meloidogynidae
Source: the annotation of a GenBank genome assembly
AUGAAGCUUCAGCAAGUAGAUGGAGGGCUUUAUGCUGAAAAAUGGUGUAUUCCUGCCCAUCGGUUUGGAGCUUGUCGGGAAGCAACUCCUUUCGAUGUUCGUCUACAACAACGUUUCCAACCAAGAUGUAUACCGAUUGGAGUAUUUGACGGUAUACAAAACUUGUCAGAAUGUAUGGGGCUUUGUUUAAAUCAAUCAGAAUGCCAUACAAUUUCAUUCCACACACCAACAGGUCAAUGUCUCCUUCACAGAGAAUAUUUAUUACCCAUUUAUAUGGAACAAACAGACGUUGACUGGACGUUGGCAGCAAAUGGGUGUGUUGAAAAGAAGGGAUAUCAAGUUCCAGUGGUGGACAAUGAGGAGGGGGAAAUGGAACAAAAAACGAAGAAUUACAAGUUAUUUUCUGGAGGAUUUGGACAACAAAGGAUUGAGUUAACUAAUAUAAACAACAAGAAAGAAUUUUUAAAAUCAACAGGAUGUGGAGACGGAAAUUUGUUUUUAAAUAAAUUAUUUAAUUUUGCCCGCCAGAAGAGGAAAGUAAUUUAG